UUUGUGAAAGACGAGGGUGGCGUUUCCCCGCUGCCCCGAAUAUUGUCAGCCUACGCCUUUAGGUCCCGGACCGGGACAUUUUGUUGUUGUUGUUGUGGUGUUUCGGAGACUUUCUCGCUCAUUUUAUUUCACUUGGAAAGGUGGGCAGCCGGACGCGAGAACUUGCUGGCUCCUUUUUCUGACAUUUUUUUUCUCUUUUUCUCUUUCCGCGCUGUUUCGCACCUGAGUCAGUUCGCUUGUGCGGCGUUGAACAUGCCGUGAGUAGCCUAGCGGCAAUUAACCCAACCCGUCUUAAUUAGCGGGAGGUAUGUCGGCGACCAUGCCCAACAGUGACACACCUGGCGCGAGGAAACUUGGUCAGCGUUUCAUCCGUGCGCGUGGACUAGUCGGCACGAAGAAGUCGAUAAGAAGACCGGUGGGCUGAUGCGGCCGCAGGGGACCCGCGUAUGGACGCUCGUGUUUUUGACGCAGACUGGGAUUUGACCCAAGUUCGGGACUUCGGGAUGCCAGAGAGCCCCGUGUGAAUCAGUCCCCCGCUCACCGUACCUGGACUUCGACACAGGCUCCCCAAAGCGAUGGCUUCUGAGGUGGUGUGUGGACUGGUCUUCAGGUUACUCCUUCCCGUGUGUCUCGGGGCCGCCUCUCUGUUCAGGUACAAUGUCCUCUCCCUCGUCUACCUCAUCUAUCUCCUGCUCAUUCCCCUCUUCGCAGAGCCUACGAGUGAAACGAUGCAGGGCCUCACUGGGCGUCUGCUCCAGUCCUUGUGUUUCACCAGUAUGAGCUUUGUGCUGCUCCACAUCAUCUAUCAGAUCACCGUCAACAGCCUGCUGGCCGGGAACUCCAUCGACUCCAGCUUUAACUGUUCCACAUGGGAAAAGUCCAUAAGGCAGAUCGGCUUUGAGAGUGUGAUUGGUGCAGACGCACCAAAUGGCAUCCGGGUGUUCAUCCCUGACAUCGGCAUGUUCAUGGCAGGCUUGGCCAUCUGGCUGUUGUGUCGCAGCCUGGUCCAGAAGAGGCCGCCUGAGGACAUGGCCCAUUACAACUCUGACUUCGAACCAGAGGAGCAAGGAGAAGAGGAAAAGCUGAGUCUUGAUGACAAUAUCCUGUUGGAGGAGGACUUAGAGGCCGGCUACGAGGCCGAAGAGGAUGAGGAAAAUGACGGUUUGAAUGACGAGGAGGAAGAGGAGGAGGAGGAGGCCAAGGAGAGCACAAAGAUGAAGAUCCUGCGUCUUGUGGCGACGAUAGCAUCCAAAGUGAAAGAGAUCAUCGGGAACCUGAUCACCACCGCUGGAAAGGUGGUGGUCACCAUCUUGCUGGGCUUGACGGGCAUCAUGCUGCCCUCGUUGACCUCGGCGGUCUACUUCUUCGUCUUCCUGUUCCUCUGCACCUGGUGGUCUUUCUGCCAGACUGUUGAUACGCUCAUCUUCAGCUGCAUGUGCGUCCUGAUGGCUAUCUUCAGUGCUGGCCACCUCAUCGUCCUCUACCUCUACCAGUUCCAGUUCUUCCAGGAAUCCAUUCCACCAGAUGAUAGCUACAUCAGAUUAUUUGGCAUAUCCUCCAUCGUUCAGAGUGACUGCUCCUACACAUGGAAGCUCAUCGUGAACCAAGGCCUCAAGUGGCACCAUUUUGUCAAUCCCAUCAUGCUUUUGGUGCUCUACUAUACCCUGGCUACUCUGAUUCGCCUCUGGCUACAGGAGCCACUCGACCAACCAGUGGAGGAGCAGGAGGGCGAGGUGAAUGGGGAGGAGGCUCCGGUCGGAAACGGAACAAAUAACUCAGCCGAGAAGAAGAGGCAGCUGUGGUGGAGAGCACACCAGGGCACGGAUGAGAAAAGGCUCCUCUCCACCCAGGAUGGCUUCAGUACAACCGAGCCUAUGCUAACAUCAAACGGGACCUCGUUUGACUACACCACCACUGAGAAUGGACCAGUCAGGCUGGACCUCUAUGCCACCCCCCACUACAGAGUGGACCAGUCCACCGAUAUCAGAGAGAAGAAGGAUGACUGUGUGUAUGAAGUGUGUCUGCCCGUGGAGGAGACUGAAACAGAGGGUGUAGAAGAGCAGCGAGGAGAAGGGGAAGGGGAGGAUGAAAACGAAGAGGAGAAGAAGGGGGCCCCCAGUGCUCUGGUCAAAGUCUUCUGCUUCAUCAUGAAACAGAGUUACAUCUGCGCUCUCAUAGCUAUGAUGGCGUGGAGCAUCACCUAUGUCAGCUGGCUGACGUUUGUGUUCCUGAUCUGGUCCUGCACCCUGUGGAUGGUGAGGGACCGGCGGCGCUACGCCAUGCUGACCUCGCCCUUCAUGGUGCUGUACGGCAACCUACUGCUGGGCCUGCAGUACAUCUGGAGCUUUGAGAUCCUGGACGCUGUCCCUGGGCUCUUCCUCAAGAAGGAUGUCCCCUUCAGUGAGCUGGGCUCCAAGAUCCUGUGUCUGUUGAGCUUCUGGCUGUUGCUGAGACAGACGCUGACAGAGAGACAGGACAAGCUGCAGGAAGCAGAGACCGAUCUCUCUGGCGUCCAUGUGGACAAGCACAAGAGGAAGGGGUCAGAGGGCGAGGAGGAGGGCGAGGAGCAGGAUGUUAUGCAGGUGCUGGGUAACCUGAUCAUGGCCCUGCUGGUCAAAUACUGGAUCUACAUCUGCGGCGGCAUGUUCUUCUUCGUCAGCUUCGAGGGGCGCAUCGUCAUGUACAAGAUCAUCUACAUGAUGAUGUUCCUCUUCUGUGUGGCACUCUACCAGGUACACUACGAGUGGUGGCGAAGAAUCCUGAAGUACUUCUGGAUGUCGGUGGUGAUGUACACCAUGCUGGUCCUCAUCCUGGUCUACACCUUCCAGUUUGAGUCCUCGCUGCCGUUCUGGUCUAACAUGACAGGGAUGAGUCCAGAAAAGCUGAAGGACUUGGGUCUGGAGCGCUUCUCUGUUGCCAUGCUUUUCACCAGAAUCUUUAUCCCCACCUCUUUCCUCCUGGUGUGUAUCCUCCACCUGCACUACUUCCAUGACCGCUUCCUGCAGCUCACCGACCUCCAAGCCAUGGUUGCCAAGGAAGAAAGCACGAUCUACAGACUGGUGCACCAGGACGGAAGUCUUGCUGACCUCACCAUGCUCAGCUCCUGCUCCGUGGACAGCUCUCUGCCCCGGGAGGAGGAUAAAGAGAAGGAGAAGGAGAAGGAGCAGGCGCUGGUGGUUGUGAUUGAUGACACGAAGGGAACGAAGCCCAGGAGUUUCUCGGACCACCGGCAGUCCAGCACAGAGGAGAGCUGCCACUGCAGUGCGGCGACUGAGCCGGGGCCCAGCACCACCGAGCAGAGCUCAGAUCUGAAGAACAAAUGGCACCUGGUGAUAGACCGUCUGAGCGUGCUUUUCCUCAAGUUCCUGGAGUACUUCCACAAGCUGCAGCUUUUCAUCUGGUGGCUGCUGGAGAUCCACGUCAUCAAGAUUGUGUCUUGCUACAUCAUCCUGGUGGCAAUCAGAGAGGUGUCCCUGUUCAACUACGUGUUUCUGGCUGCCUGGGCCUUUGCCUUGCCCUACAACCAGUUUCGGCCCUUGGCCUCCAGUGUCUGCACCGUCUGGACCUGCAUCAUCAUCAUCUGUAAAAUGUUGUACCAACUGGAAUCUAUAGACCCAACCACCUUCUCCAAGAAGUGUUCAAUGCCAGACGGCUACACGAAGGAACAGCAGCAGGAGAUGAACAACUCGAUGUUGUAUAAGAAAGAAGUGGACCCAACCAACUGGGUAGGCCUCAGGAAGUUCAACCCGCUGCUGGAUUACCUCAGGAACAACCUGUUGAUGCUGGCUAUCUUAGCCUUUGAGGUAACUAUCUAUCGCCACCAAGAAUACUUCAGACUGAGGAACAAACUGUCGCCACCCGCCGCCAGGAUCAUCUUCCAUGACAUUACCCGACAACACCUCGACAAUGGCAUCGUCAACUUCAUCAAGUACUUCAUCAACUACUUCUUCUACAAGUUCGGCCUGGAGACAUGCCUCCUGUUGGUGGUCAAUGUCAUCGGACAGCGUAUGGACUUCUACGCCAUGCUCCAUGCCUUUGCCCUGACAGUGGUCAUGUAUAGACGACGGAGGAAAGCCAUCGCUGAGAUCUGGCCAAAAUACUGCUGCUUCCUGGCCUGUAUGCUCACCUUCCAGUAUUUUAUUUGCAUCGGGAUUCCCCCUGCAGCCUGUAAAGACUACCCCUGGAGGCUUCCAGGCUCCUUUACUGAAUCCAAUGUGGUCAAGUGGCUCUAUGUCCCAGAUUUCCGCUCAAAGCCCAAUCCGAUGUUCCUCGUAUAUGACGUCAUGUUGCUGCUGUGUGCCUCCCUCCAGAAGCAGAUCUUUGACGAUGAGAACAAGGCGGCCGUGCGUCUGAUGGCUGGAGACAACGUAGAGAUCUGCAGGGACCUGGAUGCAGCCUCCUUCAGUGUCCACAACCCUGUUCCUGACUUCAUCCACUGCAGAUCUUACCUGGACAUGCUGAAGGUGAUCAUGUUCAGCUACAUGUUCUGGUUUGUCCUCACCAUCAUCUUCAUCACGGGUACCACCCGCAUCAGUAUCUUCUGCAUGGGCUACCUGGUGGCCUGCUUCUACUUCCUGCUGUUUGGGGGCCAGCUCUUACUCAAGCCAAUCAAAAAGAUCCUCCACUACUGGGACUUCCUGAUUGCCUACAACAUCUUUGUCAUUACUAUGAAGAACAUCCUGUCUAUCCUGUCCUGUGGAUACAUCACUUCUUUGCUGGUGAACCAUUGCUGGUUGAUCCAGUUGUUUAGUCUGGCCUGCACCAUCAAGGAAUACAAUAUCACCAUUAACCAGGAUGCCUUACCGCCUCAUGAACACUGUGAGCUGCCCAGCGACGAGGCAGGGAUUAUCUGGGACAGUAUCUGCUUUGCCUUCCUCCUGCUCCAGAGACGAGUCUUCAUGAGCUACUACUUCCUCCACGUGGUUGCUGACAUCCGUGCCUCCCAGAUCCUAGCAUCCAGAGGGGCCGAGUUAUUCCAGGCCACCAUCGUGAAGGCGGUGAAAGCUCGGCUGGAAGAAGAACACAAGUCCAUGGAGCAGCUGAAGAGACAGAUGGACCGCAUUAAGAUGAGGCAGGAGAAGUUUAAGAGGGGCAAGGAGAAGAUGCUGAGCAUGGCCCAGGAGUCCGGGGAUGGACAGAACAUCAUCCAGCCAGAGGAGGAAGAAGACGAUGGAGCAGAGCGAACGAAAGCCAAGGCCAAAAAAAAGCAGUGGUGGAGGCCGUGGGUUGACCAUGCUUCCAUGGUUAGAAGUGGAGAUUAUUACUUGUUUGAAACUGACAGUGAAGAAGAGGAGGAGGAGGAGGAGAAAAAAGAGGAGGAAUUGCCAAAGAAGUCAGCAUUUCAGUUCCUUUACCAUGCGUGGAUCACAGACCCCAAAACCGCCCUGAAGGCGAGAGACAAAGAGAAGCGCAAAUUUUGGAAGAAGUACACCAAGGGGGUUCGACACAGGAAAAAGAAGAGAGAUGCUCAUGUGGCGAUAGAAGUUGGGGAGCUGUCGGACGGCCAAGACGGGGGAGAGGAGAAAAAGAAGUCUGAAGGGCCAGACAACAUAAUCAAGCGGGUGUUCAACAUCAUCAAGUUUACCUGGGUGCUGUUCCAGACCACGGUGGACAGUUUCACGAAAUGGAUGAACGACAUGUGCCGCGAGCACAUCGACAUCUCCACGGUGCUGCGCAUAGAGCGCUGCAUGCUCACCCGCGAGGUCAAAAAGGGUAAUGUGCCGUCCAGAGAGAGCAUCCAUGUGUACUACCAGAAAGCCAUGAGGCUCAACAUGUCCAGACAGUCCACUUUGGACCAGCUUAGUGAGGAUGAGUCCAUGACCGGCUCCCAGAGGGCCCGCAGGAGACGUGGAGGUUACCGGAUGGAGAGCCAGGACUCCAUGACCUCCAGAGACAGCCUAUCCAGCGCCUACACUGAGGCCACCAUGCUAUUUUCUCGUCAGUCCACCCUGGAUGACCUUGACGGGAUGCCAGAGUGCAUCCCCAAAACCAGCGAGCGUGCCCGCCCUAAGCUGCGCAAGAUGUACAGCUUGGAUAUGUCCAACUCCUCGGCCGACAGUGGGAGUAGCCUUGUGUCCAGUGAAGCCACCCAGUGCAUCACGCUGUACUCCAGACAGGGAACCACAGACACCAUAGAGGAAGUGGAGGAUGAGCAGGAGCAAGGGGAGGAUAAGCAGCAUGGCUGUGGAGGGUCCGAGCAGCCUGAGGGGAGUCAGGGGGCCGAGGGAAGCUGUUGGGGUGAUGGGCAACCUGCUGAGGAGGGACAGAGGGAUCAGGACACAUCAGGGGUUCCCUGGGACUCCUUUGGCCCAGGAGAGGGCCCUUCCAACAGGGUGGACACUACAGGGCCUGCUCCCUCUGCCCAGGACAAGGAAUAUAGCACCGAGAGCGAUGAUGGGGGAGUACGGCGGGAGUACCUGCAGACAGGGGGGCGAGUCGGGAUGCUCUGCACCCCCGACACGGAUGCGUCCAAAACGUCCGAUGCCGAGGUGCCUCCCAGCUACAGCAAGGCGGUCAGUUUUGACCGUUUGGAGAUCAGCGAUGAUGAGAGCGACCGCGACAGAAGCAGGCUGAUGUUGAUGACCCCUGACAGCUGCUCAGAAAGCCGCUCAGACCUACUGCUGCCCUCCAUGACCACGGAGCUGACCGCCAGCGAACUACUUCUUAACAAGAUGUUCUAUGAUGAAGAGCUGGAGAGGUCGGACAAUUUCUACAACAGACAGCCCCUGAUCCUCCAGCUGUGCUAUGCCCUGUACAACAUGCUGGUGGCCCACUCGGAGAUGGUGUGCUACCUGGUCAUCAUCAUCAACCACAUGGUGUCGGCCUCCUGUGUCACCCUGGUCCUUCCGAUCACUAUCUUCCUCUGGGCCAUGCUGUCUGUGCCCCGGCCUAGUAAACGCUUCUGGAUGACUGCCAUCGUCUACACUGAGGUCACCAUUGUCAUCAAGUACUUCUUCCAGUUUGGCUUCUUCCCUUUCAACCAGAACAAGGUGGAUAAGAACAAACCCUACCACCCUCCCAACAUCAUCGGCGUGGAGAAGAAAGAUGGCUAUGUCCAUUAUGAUUUGAUCCAGCUCCUGGCCCUGUUCUUCCAUCGAUCCAUCUUGAAGUGUCAUGGUCUGUGGGACGAGGACGACCCCAAAGGAAAAAAAGAAUUCCCCCACCCUGAUGAGUCAGAGGACAAAGAGAGGGAGAAGGAGAACGAAAAGGAGAAAGAGGAGAGUGUGAAGGAUCCUGUCCCGGCGCAGACCCGUGAGAGGAGAGACUCCACCCACACCUUGAGGUCCAUCAACUUCGGCACCUCCAUAGACUCUGUGCACGUGCAGGCACACUAUCCCAACCAGCAGACGUACCAGCGCCGCAAGAGCUCCAGCGGAGGGUCCCACCGAUCCACCCACUCCUCUGCGAGGUCCAAGAGAGGAAGCACCGCCUCUCGCAACAGCAGCCACAGGGACGGCAGCGAGGCCAGUGUCCAGCAGAAGAGCCGCAAACAGCUGAUAAUGGAGAAGCUAAGGGAACAGCUCAUUAAAGGAAAGGCUUUCGCCGUCAAGCGAGCCUUUGAAAUCUACCUGCCCAUUCGCCAGUUCUUCUAUAACCUGAUCCAUCCCGAGUACAGCGCCGUAACAGAUGUCUAUGUGCUGAUGUUCCUUGCUGACACGGUUGACUUCAUCAUCAUCGUGUUUGGAUUCUGGGCCUUUGGCAAACAUUCGGCUGCAGCAGACAUCACCUCGUCCCUGUCAGAGGACCAGGUGCCAGGGCCCUUCUUGGUGAUGGUGCUGAUCCAGUUUGGGACCAUGGUGGUGGACCGGGCCCUCUAUCUUAAGAAGUCUGUCAUGGGGAAGGUCAUCUUCCAAGUCAUCCUGGUCUUCGGCAUUCAUUUCUGGAUGUUCUUCAUCCUGCCAAUGGUCACAGAAAAGCGUUUCAACGAGAACACGGUCGCUCAGAUGUGGUACUUUGUCAAAUGCAUCUACUUUGGCCUGUCGGCCUAUCAGAUCCGCUGUGGCUAUCCUACCCGCGUGCUGGGAAACUUCCUCACCAAGAGCUACAAUUAUGUCAACCUCUUCCUGUUUCAAGGGUUCCGCCUGGUUCCCUUCCUGACAGAGCUGAGGGCUGUGAUGGACUGGGUUUGGACCGACACCUCUCUGUCUCUGUCCAGCUGGAUCUGUGUGGAAGACAUCUACGCUCACAUCUUUGUCCUCAAAUGCUGGAGGGAGUCGGAGAAGAGGUACCCCCAGCCCCGAGGCCAGAAGAAGAAGAAGGUGGUGAAGUACGGGAUGGGAGGCAUGAUCGUGAUGCUUCUCAUCUGCAUCGUCUGGUUCCCAUUGCUCUUCAUGUCCCUGGUGAAGUCUGUGGCCGGAGUGGUCAACAAACCCCUGGACGUCUCGCUUAAAAUCACCCUGGCUGGCUUUCAGCCCAUCUUUACAAUGAGCGCUCAGCAAAACCAGCUGCAGAAUGUGUCUUUGGAGGAAUACGACGUCUUUUUGAAGGCAUAUUAUGGUAAAGAGGAAGCGCUGCAGUGGCUGGGGGGUUACACACCAGAUGACCUGUGUAUCGCUGAGCUCGAGGGCAGUUCUAACUCCUUGUGGACUAUCAGCCCCCCCAGCAGAACCAACCUGAUCAGGAUGCUGAGCUCCAAAGAGCAGCUGCCCAUGACAGUAUCCUGGUCCAUUCAAAGGAACCUCACUCUGGGAGCCAAGGCUGAAAUGGCGUCAGGAAAACGGGUGAGAUAUCUGGACGACAAGACAAAGCAGCAGCUCAGCCAGCUCCUAAAUGGAAUCAGCAAUGAAUCAGUGGUCAUAAAAGAUGUUUUCCCACGUUAUCUGCGAGCCCCCAGUGAAGGUGAUGCCAAGCCCGUUGAGCAGCUUUAUAAAGGUGAGGCGUUGAUGGACAUAACGCUGUCCUUGGAGCGGGACAACGGCGACACCGACGAGAUCCAGGAGUGGUGGAUCGUCAACCAGACGGAGCCGGGCCUGAUCGAAAAGAGGAACCUCAAGAUCAAGUACCACGCAGGCCUGGAGGUCUAUGUGUUCAGCGACAAGGUCAGCCCGCCCAGCCUGGGCUUCCUGGCCGGAUACGGGAUCAUGGGCCUGUAUGCCUCAGUGGUGCUGGUCAUCGGCAGGUUUGUGCGUGAGUUCUUCAGCGGCAUCUCCCACACCAUCAUGUUCGAGGAGCUUCCCAAUGUGGACCGCAUCCUCAAGCUGUGCACAGACAUCUUCCUGGUCCGAGAGACCGGGGAGCUGGACCUGGAGGAAGAGAUGUACGCCAAACUCAUCUUCCUGUACCGUUCGCCAGAGACCAUGAUCAAGUGGACCCGGGAAAAGUCCCAGUGAACGGUCAUCCCCUGACCUGUCCCAUCCGACACCCCCCAUGCACAAAUACCGGGAAGACGUGUUUUACUGAACUGAGUGAAGGGCUGCCGUGUAAAAGGUCCGACUCAGAUGCCGGGUGGUGAGAUGACACUGUCGCAGAAAUAGCUCACCACCAUCCCCUUACCCCCCGCUAGGGACCGACAAGGCAGCCGAGGACUAACUUCUCCUCGCCAUCAUCUCCAACGGCAGCAGUACAGUGUUGCCCGAGGGCCUCCCACCGAUGGAUGAGUGCACAACGAUGGACGUAAUGAGCACAAAACCAUAUUUUACAAUCUUCUCCAACUGGAACUCUCACAUUGUGGGGUUGUGCAAUAUUGAGCGCUCGUCCCCUGAGGCCGGCUGCGUUGAGAAAGACGGACAGAACGAGGAGGCAGCUUCUCACCGAGACAAAGCAAACACAACGGAUACUCGUUUUGUUUUUUUUAACGUCCACGGCGACGCGUAGAGCCACUAAUGGAGGCGCAACACAAAACACGUUACCAAAAAUACAAAUCUUGCCUUAUUUUGUUUGUACCGGGAACUGAAACUGUCAUUAACCAACCACACACCUUUCUCAGGAAGAGCGGUGUUUUUACCAGGAGGAGGUCGAGCGGACAUUCGCCGCGUAUACUCAGAGCUGAUGCUUACCUUACAGUCGCCCUCGAUGAAUCUAGACUAUGAAAGCGGUAAACAAAUGGAAACUGUUUAAACAGCAUGAAAUUUAACGUGGACAGCGCUCAAGAAAUCUGUGGGAUUGAUAAAAUCCCCGGUAUGUGAACUACACAGCGGACACAGCUCUGUUUUAACAAAAUGGGAGAAACACGUUGGGAUAAUAUUCUCCUCACAACUAAUGGGAUUUAUUGCUGAUCGUACGCCCACAUUACCUGCAGAUCAGCCAGAGUCCGGCCCCGGGGCAGGGCUGUUUGCCAAUCAGGGUAUCGCGGGGGGGGGGGGGGGGGGUAAACGGUAAACCGUUGCACAUGGCUUGUAACCGCCUGUUGCGGUUUUAAAGCUCAAGUCUCACAAAUAACUGUGAUGCCCAGCAGCCAUUCACCCACCGACUUCUCGAGAGGAAGGAGUCAGAAAAACAACCUUUCACUCGCACAACGGGCCGCUAACACAAAGCCCCUUGUUCCAAACUAUGCAUUAGAGGAAACUGUAGCAUGAAAAGAAACCUUCAUUAUUGCCAUGUCUAAUUUUCAUUACGUGUACACGAUUUUAGGGGAGGGCUCGGGGUGGAAUGAAAUGUGAAACCGUACCUGUAUGUUAAGGCAAUGUGGUAUGAUAAAAGAGUUCGAGAUCUGCAAAUAAAACAUCUGGAAAGGUGUCAAGUUUCGCGCCCACGUCCGGUUCUUGCUUCCCCCGGAAUGUAGAUAACAGUUAGGGUUUAUUAAUGUUGCAGACUCGACACGCACCCUGUGAGCAGUAAAGAGUCCAGCCGAGGACGCUUUGUUGAGGGCAGUGAACACGGGGAUCACCGGUUCGAAUCCCCGUGUUACCUCUGCCUUGGUCGGGCGUCCCUACAGAUACAAUUGGCUGUGUCUGCGGGUAGAAAGCCGGAUGUGGGUGUGUGUGUGUCCUGGUCGCUGCACUACGGCCUCCUCUGGUCAGUCGGGGGUCCCCCAUUGGCGGGGGGGUGGUGUAGCAUGAUUCUCCCAUGUGCUACAUCCCCCUGGUGAAACUCCUCACUGUCAGGUGAAAAGAAGCGGCUGGCGACUCCACAUGUAUGGGAGGAGGCAUGUGGUAGUCUGCAGCCCAGGGUGGAGCAGCGACAGGGGCGGCUCUGAAAAGUGGGGUAAUUGGCCGGAUACAAUUGGGGGGGGGGGGGAAGGCAGGGAACCCCCCCAAAAGAAAGAAAAGCGAGGUUUGGGCAAACGGUUCUUGAAUUUAUUUAUAUUUUCCUGAAAGCUGACAUUAUGAGUUUAUUCCAUAAACUUAGACCUUGAUUUGCCAAGUAGAGGGGCGUUUUUAGGGAUCGGCAGAGGGGGCGGAGCAGCGACCGGGACGGCUCG
Molecule: messenger RNA, 11359 nt
Organism: Lampris incognitus (smalleye Pacific opah)
Lineage: Eukaryota; Metazoa; Chordata; Actinopteri; Lampriformes; Lampridae
Product: piezo-type mechanosensitive ion channel component 2
Exons: 53
Coding region: 576-9329 (2917 amino acids)
Source: RefSeq, a predicted model, not a curated record